GCCUCUCUUCCUGGACACUUCAGGGAUCUGGUGGCAGGACUCCCCGUCCCUGGCAGCAGUGGAGACGUCCUGGGACGUGACGAAGAUGGCGGCUCCGCAGAAGGCUGCGGGUGAUGACUCGGACAUGAGCCACCUGGAAGGGGACAGCGCGGAGGAGCUGGCUGUGCUGGACCCAGAGCUGGAGGCCAUCAAAGCCAGAGUGCAGGAGAUGGAGAAAGAGGAUGAGAGGCUGAAGGAGUUGCAGCUGGAAGCUGAGAGCCACCUCAUCAUGAGCUCGGAGGCAGGUCUCUUCCCAAAGACGCCUGAGGAGAAGAUGGAGGUUGACCGCCGAUCUAUCUACGUGGGCAACGUGGACUACGGGGGCACGGCGGAGGAGCUGGAGUCUCACUUCAACUGCUGCGGGCACAUCAACCGAGUGACCAUCCUCUGCGACAAGUUCUCGGGGCAUCCCAAAGGGUAUGCCUACAUCGAAUUUGAAGAGAAGAGCUCCGUGAAGGCUGCGGUGGAGCUGGAUGAGAGUGUGUUCAGGGGCCGGGUCAUUAAGGUGCUGCCCAAGAGGACCAACAUGCCGGGCAUCAGCACCACCGACCGCGGGGGCUACCGGGGCCGCUUCCAAGCCUGGGGAGGGCUGGCCCAGCGCGGAGGCUACUACAGAGGGCAACACCCCAGGAUGCGAGGGAGGACAUACAGGGGUCGGCAAAGGCUGCUGCCUUGGUAUUUUCCGUACUAG
Eurypyga helias (sunbittern) is the source of this 730-nucleotide messenger RNA. RefSeq names its product embryonic polyadenylate-binding protein 2-B-like. The transcript is spliced from 7 exons. The annotation marks the transcript as partial. Gene Ontology annotation, molecular function: RNA binding. NCBI's taxonomy places the organism in Eukaryota, Metazoa, Chordata, Aves, Eurypygiformes, Eurypygidae. The record is from RefSeq and is a predicted model, not a curated record.